CUCGGCGUUGCAGCUCCUACCAUUCACAACACUGUCAUGACCGUCCACGCCCUCUGGGUCAUCAACAAGGCCGGAGGCCUCGUCUUCAACCGCUACUACAGUGACACUCUCCCAAAACUCGAGCCGAACGCCCUCCUCAUUCUCGCGGGCACGCUGCACGGCAUCCACGCCAUUACGGCGCGCCUGGCCCCCGCUCCGCCGCCUGGUGCGCCCUCAGCGGGGCUGCAGAGCUUCGAGGCGGAGGGGUGGGGCGGGACCGUGUAUCUCACGCCGACGGGCACCAAGUUCGUGCUCCUCCACUCGCUCGGGCACCCGGUCGACGACGUCCUCAAGCGCGUGUACGAGAUCUACUCGGACGCGGUCAUGAAGAAUCCCUUCCACACACCUGAGAUGCCUGUCAACUCGAGCCAGUUCGAGAGCCGUCUGCAGACGCUCAUCGCAAGCGCGAACGCGUAGCGCGCCCACGCUCGUCAUCUCGAGAACGAGAUUAUACCCUGCAUAAAUACCGCCACUCCAUGUGGCCACAGUACUACAAGUAGAGCGUGCAUAGUCUAGACAAGACAACAAUUAACGUAUACAGGGGCGGGCUAGUACUUGACGAUGCCGUCGAGGUAGUAGAUCAUGCCAUUGCUGGCGGCCUUGACGCCAACGACCUUGGCAUCGCCGGGCACGACGCGCAUGCCGUCCCCAUCCUUUUGCACUGUGACCUUGGCGCCGCCGAGCGUCUCGGCUUCUUUCCCAAUUUCGAUGUCCGCGGCCACAAUGUGCGCUGAGAGGAACGCCUCGACGUUGUGCUGCGCAUCCUCGUCCGAGGUGCCGCCGCUGGGAUUGUUGUGCGGCUUGUGCGGGAGAGCCAUGAUAGCGUCAUCG
Cutaneotrichosporon oleaginosum is the source of this 870-nucleotide messenger RNA. RefSeq lists its product as uncharacterized. Gene Ontology annotation, cellular component: TRAPP complex. Gene Ontology annotation, biological process: endoplasmic reticulum to Golgi vesicle-mediated transport. The record is from RefSeq and is a predicted model, not a curated record. Lineage: Eukaryota; Fungi; Basidiomycota; Tremellomycetes; Trichosporonales; Trichosporonaceae.